Capra hircus (goat) is the source of this 1286-nucleotide messenger RNA. Its product is annotated as NKG2D ligand 3-like. The record is from RefSeq and is a predicted model, not a curated record. The transcript is spliced from 5 exons. Bases 12 to 767 code for a protein of 251 amino acids. Gene Ontology annotation, cellular component: external side of plasma membrane. Lineage: Eukaryota; Metazoa; Chordata; Mammalia; Artiodactyla; Bovidae. Gene Ontology annotation, biological process: antigen processing and presentation of endogenous peptide antigen via MHC class I via ER pathway, TAP-independent; positive regulation of T cell mediated cytotoxicity; antigen processing and presentation of endogenous peptide antigen via MHC class Ib.
UCCAGCUGGUGAUGGGCUGGAAGGCUGGCCCCGGAGCGCGUCUUGGUUUCGCGGCUCUGGUGCUCCUCGUGGCUCCCCGGUUCUGCACAGCGCGAGGCGAUGCUCAUUCUCUUUCCUAUAAUUUCACCAUUGAUCCUCAGCCCAGAGAUGAUCAGCCAUGGUGUGAGGUUCAAGGAGAAGUUGAUCAAAACGUCUUUCUCUCCUACGACUGUGGUACAGCUCAGAUCAUGUACAUGAGUCCAUUGGGAGAGAAAGUGAAAAAUAUGAGCACCUGGGAAACACAGACUGUCACACUCAGAGACACUGGAGACUUGCUACAGGAGCAGGUGCCUGACGUUACACCGGAGAAACACACAGACAAGGGCCCUCUGCCCCUGCAGGCCAGGAUGACAUGCUGGCGUGAAGACAAUGGACUCACCAAUGCAUCCUGGGAGUUUGGCUUCAAUGGACAGCUGUGCCUCGUCUUUGAUUCGGAGAAUGGACACUGCACAAUGGUUCAUCCUGGAGGGAGACAGAUGAAAGAGAAAUGGGAGAAUGACAGGGCUGUGACCGACUUCUUCAGGAUGGUCUCCAUGGGAGGCUGUCGGGCCUGGCUUCAGGCUUUCUUGGUGUGCUGGGAGAAAAUGCUGAAGACCUCGGCAUCACCGACCAUGGGCCCCCAUACAGUGAAGUCCACGGCCACAGCCAUCAAGCAGAUCACCUGGAUCCUCCCUGUGCUCGUCACCAGUUUUGUCAUAAUAGGCAUCAUAAUCGCUUGUAUCCAUUAGAAGAAGAGGAGACAGUGCUCCCAGGAAGCCUGACAGGUGCUCUCUCUGCCUUUCUCCUGCUCUUCACUUCAAAUCCAGGAGAUCAGACCCCAUGAAUCCUCAGUGUUUUCUGGUUAUGACGACACAGUAGAUGAAUCAUCUCAUGGGCUUUAUCACACUUGACGAAAUCCUACACAGCAUCUUAAAAAAAAAAAAAACAGGAACAAUUUAUUUCGCCACUUUCUCCUGGUGCUAAGUGAUGGUAUUUCCACACUGAAAUGUUCAAGUACUUGAAGAAAUCUCCACAAACAGGACAUUUAUCAUCUGAUUCUAGUUUGUGGAUAAUUAGACUCAGCCUCGUGACCUCGUUCUUACAAAUGAUAUUGCAAGAAAAAUACUAUCUGCUAUUACAGAACUCAGUGAUUCUGUGUCUGGAGAAAUCACCUCAGCCUAUUUUCAAUAAGGUGAAGUUUUAUUCAUGACUGUUUCCCUUAAUAAUUUAUUAUGUUUAAAGUGAAAGUGUUAGUCACUCAGUCAGGU